Cottoperca gobio is the source of this 4935-nucleotide messenger RNA. It is a transcript of the gene fbln2, whose product is annotated as fibulin 2. Lineage: Eukaryota; Metazoa; Chordata; Actinopteri; Perciformes; Bovichtidae. Gene Ontology annotation, cellular component: extracellular region. The record is from RefSeq and is a predicted model, not a curated record. Bases 332 to 4405 code for a protein of 1357 amino acids. Gene Ontology annotation, molecular function: calcium ion binding. The transcript has 17 exons.
UCGUACUUCCCCCAACACUGCCUGCCUGCCUGCGCAAGGAGCUGCGGAUACACCGAAUUUAGGUUAAAGUUAGGGGGAAAGAAGUGAGUGUAACGGGGUGUGUCGUGUAGUGCAGUGGGUGUGUCGUGCCUGCGUGGUCCCAGCAGCGCCUCGACAGUCUGAAGACUGACGCUCAGAGCACCGGCAGCCGGCGGCUCUACAGCCCAUCAGUCCGUCCACGACAGAGUAGAGAUGGUUCACAUGGGCAGAAUGCACCAGAAUCCUUGAAGAUAAACUGAAGACCUUGUACGAUACCUGCUCUCUUUUCUUUGUCGUACAUACACCUGGUGCCAUGGCUGGUCUAAAAGCUGAAGUAACACUGCUAAAGUGUACAUUUCUCUUUCUCUACUUGAGUGUCUGCUUGUGUCAGCGUGACUGCACCGGUGUGGACUGUCCCCAGCUGGACAACUGCAUCGAAGAAGUGCUGGAGAGUGGCAGCUGUUGCGCUUCAUGCUUGCAAAAAGGAUGCACAUGUGAGGGUUACCAAUACUAUGAUUGCAUCAAUGCUGGCUUCAAGAAUGGCAAGGUGACUGAGGGAGAGUCUUACUUUGUUGACUAUGGCAGCACAGAGUGCUCCUGCCCCACAGGAGGGGGCCCAAUCAGCUGCCACUUCUUUAGCUGUCCUGAAAUACCGCCCAACUGCAUCGAGGUUUUAGAGCCUGCCGACAGUUGCAUGCAGUGCGAACGUGUUGGUUGCAUCCACGACGAGCAAAAAUAUGAGGCCGGACACUCGUUCCACACUGACCCCUGCCGGGUCUGCCACUGCCCCAACGAAGGAGGGGAGCUAAUGUGCUACCCUGUGUCAGACUGUGACCCGCAGAAGGUCCUUAAACCAAUGUUACCUGCACCAACAGGGGAGGUCACAGCCAGCAGGCACAACAGUCACCUCUACAGGUUUGACCAACAAGGGAGCAUGGAUCAAUUCUCAAUACCCCAUGACCUUCUUCCUAAUGGGAAUCUUCCUCUCUUCAAAUCGUCGCCCUUGGAUAAGAAGGAGUCAGAAGAUUAUGAUUACAAUCCUACAGACUUUCCAGAGACCAACCCGCAAUCUCUUUUCUUGCCCACCCAGUCCACUUCCUCCAACAAGGUCAUCUCUGUGUCUCGAGGCUCUGACGGACCUGACAGAACCUCUGCUUUUCUGAGCUUCGACAGACAAAGCAAGCUGGAGCUGAGAGAGCGACACAUAGUUCAUGUCCACCCCGCAGACAGAGAAGAAGUGACAGAAAGUCCCCUGAGAGUAGAGCAGACGACUAUCAGGCCACUUAUGCACAAGGACGCCACUACCUCUUGGCAGCCCUCAAAGGGUCUAACAAGUGCUCAAAGUGUCUCUGUCAGUGACCUGACAACACAGACAGAUUUGGAGAAUCCAUUGCAUGCACUCAAAAGUUCAGUUAGUGUCAUAUUUCCACUAAGCCGGGGAUUGGGGAGUGAAAAACACCCAGAGUUUCCACAUAUGAGUCCAGAGAGUGCAGUUCAUAAUCAGAAAAGCUCUAAGACUCAUAACCAAAAUGCAUCAGAUGGUGUGACGCCCAGAGGUUCAAAGAGUCAGAUCAACAUUAGUCAUCCAGUGAGAGGUACGGACAGUCAAACCAAUCAGCAGAGACGAAAAGAUAAAGUGAACGUUCCACUGUACAUGCUGAAAAUCCCAGACAGCCUGAUCCAUCCCGAGGCAAUUUCAAAUGGUCAAGAAGAAUUACAGGGGACAAUCUCACCGUACAAAGAGGUAGAGGAGAAGGAAAAACUAGUAACAUUUCAUAGUGUCACUGGGCCUGAAGGAUGGGAUGUUCCCGACAAGAUAAAGUCAGCACAACAGGAGAUAAUCCAUGAGGAGUCAGAGAGCAGCGACCCAACUGGCCGCCAUGAAAAGACCACACCCGAGCCCAGCAACAGCUCCCCCAGGAGGCCCGAGUACCUGACAACCCCCAUGGUCCUUAAUAUUAACACUACCAACCCACCAGUAAGGGUCAAGCUCAAUAGCAGUGAGCCCAGCAGAAAGCCAUUUCAGAGGCUGUUUAACCUUCACAGUGAAGACCAGAAAGAGGAGAGGACAGACCCCCCUGUUUUGCUCGUCAAACCUGAUGGAGGUCCAGGUGUCUCUGCUGAAGACCUGCUGCAGAGCUGCUGUGCUGCUGGCCAGAAAUGGGCCGCAGAAAAGCACCACUGCAACCACAUGCUGGAUAAUGACGAGCACUCCAUAUGCAGUGUUGCAGGGAAGCAGUGCUGCUUCAGCUCUGUAAAGGAGAGCCAGUGUGAGUCAGGUGUGACUUCAGCCAGAGGAGGGGACACCUGUGAAGUGAAGGACGACCAGUGCACAGAUGAUUCAUACCAGGUGUGCUGCAGCUGCUGUGCCCUUGGUUUACGGGUGCGCAGUGAAGGACGGGGUUGCGAUGCCCACCAGUACCUGGGCUACCCCUGCGGUCACAUCUUCCUCACCUGCUGCGAGGACGAGGAAGGGCCCAGCCAGAUAUCGCUGAGGAGGAAGCAGAAGCCCAGAGCAACUUCUACGCCCAGGAAAGUCUCAGACAGCACGUUCGCCAAGGAGGCCUUCGCCAUCAGUGCCACAGGUGAAGCAGCCAACGCAGUGGAGGAGCAGAAAGAUGUAGAUGAGUGUCAGCUCUACCUGGGCCAACUGUGCCAGCACACGUGCACCAACACCUGGGGAUCGUACCGCUGUGGCUGCAACCAGGGCUACAUCCUGCAGCAGGACGGACAAUCCUGUGCACCAGUGAGUCCUGAUGAGGACAACAGAGUCCGAGAUUACAGUCCUGCUGAGAUCCCAACACAAACUACCUCCACCACCACUGCCCCAAAUACAUCCAGCGCAACCACCACCCGCCCUGUCCGCCGAGAUCCAUGUGCAGAAUAUGGUGUUUGCAGUCAACAGUGUACAGCGAUGGCAGGCCGGGCACGCUGCUCCUGCUUCCCAGGGUUCACGCUGAUGAUAGAUGGACGCGUGUGUGAAGAUGUGGAUGAGUGUGCAACCAACACCCACAGUUGUCGGCCCAGUGAGCACUGUGUGAACACAGUGGGAUCAUUUGUCUGCGAGCUGCAGGUCACUUGUCCUGCAGGCUACCAGCUGAGGAACAGUGUUUGCGAGGACAUUGAUGAAUGUGUUCUGCAAAGCCAUAACUGUGGUAUGGGCUUUGUGUGUGUGAACACACUGGGCUCUUUCCUGUGUAAUCCCAAACCCAAGUGCAUCACCGGCUUCUCACAGGACUCCCAUGGCAACUGUAUCGACAUAAAUGAGUGCAGCAGCCUGAGCGAGCUGUGCAGCUCAGGCUUUAACUGUAUCAACACAGUGGGCUCCUACACAUGCCAGCAGAAGAUCAUAACGUGCAGCCACGGCUACCACGUCAGCCCUGAUGGAGUCAAGUGUGUUGACAUUGAUGAGUGUCAGAUGGGGACACAUCGUUGUGGAGUGGGUCAGAUUUGUCACAACCUUCCUGGCAGCUACCGCUGUGACUGUCAGACAGGCUACCAGUAUGACACCCUCCGCAAAGUCUGCACUGAUGUAAAUGAGUGCUGGCGCUAUCCUGGCAGGCUGUGUGGCCAGACAUGUGAAAACACCCCAGGCUCCUACCACUGCUCAUGCACAGACGGCUUCUCCCUCGCAUUUGAUGGCAAGAACUGUGAGGAUGUAAACGAAUGUGACAAAAAACCCUGUAGCCAGGAGUGCGCCAACAUCUACAGCUCAUAUCAAUGCUACUGUCGCCAAGGCUACUACCUGAAAGACGACGGACACACAUGUGAAGAUAUCGACGAGUGCUCCCAGAGCAUUGGGAACCUUUGUACCUUCCAGUGUGUUAAUGUUGCUGGCAGCUACCGGUGUGCCUGUCCUCCUCAUGGAUACGUCAUUUCCGCCAAUGGACACACCUGCAGAGAUAUUGACGAAUGCACAACUGGUACUCACAAUUGUUCAUAUGGACAGAGCUGUUUUAACCUCCAGGGAGGCUUCAGGUGUUUCUCCUUCGACUGCCCUCACAACUACAAGAAGGUGUCAGACACACGCUGUGAGCGGAUCAGCUGUCCCAGUAACUCCUUAGACUGUCAGAACUCCCCAGUCCGCAUCACCUACUACCAACUCAGCUUCCAGACCAACAUCAUCAUUCCUGCCCAGAUCUUCCGAAUCGGACCAUCCCCCGCCUAUUCUGGUGACCACAUCGUCAUCAACAUCAUCAAAGGAAACGAGGAGGGCUACUUCAGUACCAGAAAGCUGAACAGCCACACGGGCGCUGUCUACCUGCAGCGAAAAGUCCGGGAGCCCAAAGACUUCCUGAUACAUGUGGAGAUGAAGCUGCUGCGGCAGGGGACCUUCACCUCGUUCCUCGCCAGGAUCUAUGUCGUAAUCACGUCCAGUGCUAUGUAACAGCAUGGAGAAACCUAAUAUGGGGAAAACCUUUUAUUUGUGCAGACUCUUUUUGUAAUGUCCCCCCCACAAUCAAUCAUUAUUCAAAUAUCUUGUAAAAUGUUGCCAAAGACAAAGAUCUUGCUUGUUUCUUCAGAUUUUCUGUGACAAUCAUAGAGAAACCUCGUAUCUGUACUUACAGUAUUUAACAUAUUUUUCAGUUUGACUAUCGCUAAUGUAAUUUAGCUUUUAUGCACCACCAUUGUUAGGGUCUACUGCUGCACACGUCACUGCACACUUCUGGGUCACAUAUUUCCACGUUCUCCAUGUGUGUCCACACAUUGGGCCUCUUUAGCCAGCACCCAAAUGAGUUAAUGUGGUCAGACAGAAGUAACAGAUCCUUCAAAUAGUACAUUUUGUUCAGCAUUUGUUGUAUUUUAAUUUUUUUAAGAUGUGAUCACAUGUUCAGUGUAAUUCAUACUAGAAAACAAACAAGUCAUGUAUGGUAAAUAUCAGCAUUGAAAAUAUUAAUGUAGCGUUAUUAUUGAUCA